Caenorhabditis elegans is the source of this 1135-nucleotide messenger RNA. It is a transcript of the gene sre-2, whose product is annotated as Serpentine receptor class epsilon-2. The record is from RefSeq and is marked reviewed. Lineage: Eukaryota; Metazoa; Nematoda; Chromadorea; Rhabditida; Rhabditidae. The coding region runs from base 1 to 1110 and encodes 369 amino acids. Gene Ontology annotation, cellular component: membrane; plasma membrane. The transcript is spliced from 7 exons. Gene Ontology annotation, biological process: sensory perception of chemical stimulus.
AUGUUAAUUCAAUACCAUAAAAUAUCAAAUAAUGAUCCUAAUCGUAUUCAGUUGCUUUCAAUGAUUUUCUGUGAAAUUAUUCUUCUCAUUUUCGAGUUGUUUGAAUUUGCUGCUAUUAUUUUCAAUAUGAGUAGAUAUCAAUUUCAUUUUAAUUUGAAAGUUGUAGUGGGAUACGCUAUAUUUGCAUAUUGGUUUGAUAUAAUCGCUAGAAUAACAAUUGCUUUCUUCGAAAUUGGACUUUUCAAUUUAGAUGAUCAGACAAUUGCAGUGGAGACAGAAAAACUUCCCUGGAAUUAUAAAAAUAUGUUUUUUAUGCUAUUGUUUUGUUGUAGCACCUAUCGAGUAUAUUUCAUGUUUUUGAUAUGCUCUGUCACAUUAUUAUUAGCAGUGGAGAGAUUUCUCGCAACCAUUUGGGUAUCAACAUAUGAAUCAGUACAACAUAAAUGGGUUUCAAUAGUUCUUACUUCAACAAACUCAAUAGCAGGAAUUUUUGGAUCAUUAUUGUUUCAUUACGAGCUAAUCUUCGAUACUGCCGUGUGGUGCAGUCUUGGUCUUUGUUUUAAUUUUGUUUCAAUAUUUCUCUAUGUAAUUUUAUUCAAUUCAAACAAAUCAAAAAUAGAGCUCUGUCAAACAAGAGAAAUAACUCAAUCUUAUACAUUAAGCCUUCGUUUUCAAUUAAAUGAGAACUUGAAAAUAAUGAAUUGGAUCAAAAAUUCAAUAUUAGUGGUCACUUGUUUUAAUACUUUGCUCGCUGGAUUUCUGAUCGCGUCCAAUAAUGAGUAUUUAAAAAAUGAUUAUCCGGUUCUUGUCAAAUGCUGUCAUACUUUCCUGAAUUUGGGAAUUGCUAUAUAUGCUCAAGUCGUAUUUUUCGUUGCAAUCCUUGCUGAUCGUCAUUUUCGUACAUAUUUUCUUCGUUUUAAACCAAUUAGAGUUUUCACAAAACCAUUUUUCGGGAGAAUAUUUCCGGAAGACUUCAAAAUCAAGAAAAUUUUAUCAACAAGUGAUGAGACAAAUGUGUAUUUCUCGAAAUUGAGUCUACAAUGGGAUGAGCAAAUUAUUCGAAGCUCUCAUGUUGUUGUGGCAAAGAAAAAACGAUUUUGGAGAGUUUAAAAAUAAAGUUUUGAUUGUUUUAAAA